Sphaerodactylus townsendi is the source of this 954-nucleotide messenger RNA. It is a transcript of the gene BUD31, whose product is annotated as BUD31 homolog. Lineage: Eukaryota; Metazoa; Chordata; Lepidosauria; Squamata; Sphaerodactylidae. Bases 315 to 749 code for a protein of 144 amino acids. Gene Ontology annotation, cellular component: spliceosomal complex; nucleus. The record is from RefSeq and is a predicted model, not a curated record. The transcript is spliced from 5 exons. Gene Ontology annotation, biological process: mRNA splicing, via spliceosome.
UUUUGAGGAGACUGCCUCUCUCUGAGAUGGAAUAUUUUACAUUUUAAGUGGGAGAAGAAGCAAAGGGGCUUUUUAAAUUAAGUGAUAAGGCAUCGAUCAAGACAGUUACCGGAUUGAGAAGGCCCUAAAACCGACGUCUGAAAGAACUAGGGCCUCUUUCUGGCUUACGUCACUAGGUGGCGACAGAAGGCUGAGAAGAUACGCAAAAGGGAACGGGGGUCUUAAAGGGGUAGGAGCCGCUCCUGUGAAGGUUUUUGUUUGACGGAGAACCGGAGUCUUCUUGAGGCGUUGAGUCCCUCAGAGCAUCGUCAGAGAUGCCCAAGGUGAAAAGAAGCAGAAAACCUCCUCCGGAUGGUUGGGAAUUGAUUGAACCAACUUUAGAUGAACUGGAUCAGAAAAUGAGAGAAGCUGAGACUGAACCACACGAAGGGAAGAGGAAAGUGGAAUCCCUUUGGCCCAUCUUCCGAAUUCACCACCAGAAAACUCGUUACAUUUUUGAUCUUUUCUAUAAGAGGAAAGCCAUCAGUCGUGAAUUGUAUGAGUAUUGCAUCAGGGAAGGAUAUGCCGACAAAAACCUGAUUGCAAAGUGGAAGAAGCAGGGCUAUGAAAACCUCUGUUGCUUGCGCUGUAUCCAGACGCGGGACACUAACUUUGGCACUAACUGCAUCUGCCGGGUACCCAAAAGCAAGCUUGAAGUGGGGAGAAUCAUUGAGUGCACUCACUGUGGCUGUAGAGGUUGCUCUGGAUGAAGCCUUUUCCCAGUAACACCCCUCUUCCCAUUUGUGCGGCUGCUGACUCUGCAUCAGUGACUGUUCUUAAGAGCUACAAUGUGUUUUUCAUAAAACCCGACAGUGAGCGGGCCUCCUUGCCAGUGGAUGGCACAGCAGCGUCUUGUUAGUUCAUUCUCUGUAACCGUUUUAUUUUAAAAUAAAGCCUUGCCUACCUUCUCCCUAA